AUGCCUGUCAAGCUAUCUUUAACAUAUUAUGCAUCUAGGAGGAUUUUCAGCUUUGAUGCUGAUUUUCAGCUGGUGAGAAGGAGAUCUGCAGGGCUUGAGUGGAAUAAACCAAAACAUAAUGGACAUUUCUUCUUAGAUCAGAAGUCUGUUGAUGCCCAUCUUGAAAAAUACACACAAGAUACCAGUACUGGCAACGAGAGACCAAUAUUACUGAGAAUACUGUCCAUUCUUGGAUUGAAGAAGAGAAGCAAAACAAUAUACCUAUUAGUUAGAAAGUUCAAUAUUAUGUAUAAAUUAAAAACAAGAUGGAAUCAUUAG
This is a messenger RNA of Lottia gigantea (owl limpet), 318 nucleotides long. RefSeq lists its product as hypothetical. Bases 1 to 318 code for a protein of 105 amino acids. The transcript has 3 exons. Lineage: Eukaryota; Metazoa; Mollusca; Gastropoda; Lottiidae. The record is from RefSeq and is a predicted model, not a curated record.